Molecule: messenger RNA, 798 nt
Organism: Prorocentrum cordatum
Lineage: Eukaryota; Dinophyceae; Prorocentrales; Prorocentraceae
Source: the annotation of a GenBank genome assembly
AUGCGCCGCCACUGUCGGGCUGGUGUCGCAGCCGCGCUGACAGGCUGCGCUUUCAGGAGGGGCGCCUCGUUCGCCGCCGGGAGUCCGCCACGCUGCGUCGUGGAUUACUUUAGGCAACACGGCCACGUCGUGACGCGGGGGCUGCUGCCAGAGGAGGAGUUCGGCACGGCGGCCCGCGAGAUGUGGCAGCUGGUCCCCGGCGGUGACGGCGACGGGCCGCUCCGGCCGCCGCAGCGCCGAGGCCAGCCGGUCGGCGGCGCUUCCCGGCCUUUCACCAAGAUAGCGAACCCGCACUCGAGGAUACGGGCGGCGCUCCGGCUGGCGUUCAGUCCGGCCAUGCUGGGCACCGCCGCGGCCUUGCUGGGGGCAGCCAGCGUGCGCCUGCACCAGGACUCGCUCUUCCUCAAGCGCCGGGGCGAGCCCGCCACCGCCUGGCACGCGGACCUCUGGACGGCCCCGCUGGCCACGGGCCGCUUCGUGACUGCAUGGCUGCCGCUGCACCGAGUCGAGAUCGACGGCGCUCCGCUCUUCUUCAAAGCGGGCUCCCACCUGAAGCCCCAGGUGACCAUCCAGUGCACUCCCGGCCCCGAGGCCGAUGCGCUCCUGGAGCCUGGCGCCGUGGGGGCGCAUCACGCACCGCUGCGGGAGGGGGACGUCACCUGGCACCACGGCUGGACGAUCCACGGCUCGCCUCCGCUGAGCGGGGGUGCUCGUAGCCGCCUCGCGUAUACGGCUGCCUACUACGCGGAGGAGGCUGGAUUCGAGGCGUGGCUGGGGAAAAGUCAUCGGUUGCUCUGA